Morone saxatilis (striped sea-bass) is the source of this 729-nucleotide messenger RNA. Its product is annotated as zona pellucida sperm-binding protein 3-like. NCBI's taxonomy places the organism in Eukaryota, Metazoa, Chordata, Actinopteri, Moronidae. The record is from RefSeq and is a predicted model, not a curated record. Gene Ontology annotation, biological process: egg coat formation; positive regulation of acrosome reaction; binding of sperm to zona pellucida. Gene Ontology annotation, molecular function: acrosin binding. Gene Ontology annotation, cellular component: extracellular matrix.
GAAGCAAAAUGUGAGCAGUCUUCCUCUUCUGCCUCUAUGGAUCCCAUUUUCUGCCGUUACGGUGGCAGAGGAAUUCUUAUACUUCACCCUGAAACUCAUGACUGAUGACUGGCAAUAUGAGAGGCCAAGCUACCAGUACUUACUGGGAGACAUCAUUAAUUUUGAGGCUACUGUCAUGCAGUACUUUCACGUGCCCCUCCGUGUUUAUGUGAACAGCUGUGUAGCUACUCUUUCACCGAACGUGUCCUCCAACCCCAGAUAUGCCUUCAUUGAGAACAAUGGGUGUUUAGUUGAUGCUAUAAUCACAGGCUCUGACUCUAAGUUCAUGCCUCGCACUGCAGAGAACAAGCUUCAGUUCCAGUUGGAGGCCUUCAGGUUCAAGGGUGCUGACAGUGGAUUGCUCUACAUUACCUGCCACUUAACAGCAACAUCGACUGCCUUUGCCAUCGAUAGUGAACAUAAAGCUUGUUCCUACAUCACUGGGUGGAAGGAGGCCAGUGGAGCUGACGCAGUUUGUGGCUCCUGUGGAUCUGGAACUGGAAUUGGGUCUGGCGCCUCAACCGAUCUGUCUACUCCUGGAAGAAAGAUCCGUGAUUUGUCCCAGACUGAAGUUUUCGAAUGGGAAGGUGAUGUCACUCUGGGUCCCAUCCCCAUUGGAGAGAGGGUGGCCACUUAAAUCAAUUUCCAGCCAUUACUAUGACCAUCAAAAUAAAUACUGUCAUUGGUUCA